Acipenser ruthenus (sterlet) is the source of this 3723-nucleotide messenger RNA. Its product is annotated as B-cell receptor-associated protein 29-like. NCBI's taxonomy places the organism in Eukaryota, Metazoa, Chordata, Actinopteri, Acipenseriformes, Acipenseridae. Gene Ontology annotation, biological process: intracellular protein transport; endoplasmic reticulum to Golgi vesicle-mediated transport. Bases 193 to 921 code for a protein of 242 amino acids. The record is from RefSeq and is a predicted model, not a curated record. Gene Ontology annotation, cellular component: endoplasmic reticulum; endoplasmic reticulum membrane. The transcript is spliced from 8 exons.
AAUAUGACGACACUGGAACGAACUCUUGUGCGGAAGGCUGUGGAUAAAAUGUACUAUACAGCGUUUACUAUGUCUUAAAACUCUAUAGGCCUACAAUAAAUAAUUUACAUGUAACUAACGUAUCUUAAAAAAUGAACAGUCGAAAUUGCAAAUAACUGCACACUUUGUGGAAUCACGACCAGAACAUUGAAGAUGACUCUGCAGUGGACAGUAGUAGCAACCUUCCUAUACAUUGAAAUAGGUGUUCUUCUGAUUCUAUGUUUGCCAUUCAUAUCUGCACAGAGAUGGCAGAAGAUUUUCAAAUUUAGAAUAUGGGGUCGAGUUGCCCCCUAUUGGAACAAAGGCUUCCUCACAAUGAUUGUUGUUCUGAUUGUGCUCUUUCUCGAUGCUGUUCGAGAAGUGAAAAAGUACUCUGGUACAGACGCCAACAAAGAUGCCAAGCUUCACCCAAAUAUGUUUGAUCACCUCCACAUGAAGCUAUUCAGGUCUCAGAGGAACCUUUACAUUUCAGGAUUCUCCCUUUUCCUAUGGCUCACCCUAAGACGUGUAGUGACCCUCAUUACACAACUUGCCACUGCACAGGGAAUAAGUGACGCCUUACAGACUCAGGCAGAAAAUACAAAUGCGGCUGCUAAGAAAUACAUGGAAGACAAUGAACGAUUAAAAUCGGCUUUAAAGAAAGGAAAAGGAAAUGAAGGUGAAAACAUUGUGGAGGAUGAAAGCAACAAGCUGAAGGAGGAAAUUGAAAAGCUGAAAGAUGAACUGAAGAAAACAUCUGAAGCUCUGACAAAGUCAAAGAAUGAAGUGGAGGCAGUGAAAAAGCAAUCGGAUGGCUUGUCUAGAGAAUACGAUCGACUCCUGCAGGAACAUGAAAAGAUUCAGAAUCUUGCUGAAGCAAAGAAUGACAAGAAGGACCACUAGAGCCUGAAGAUUUGACUUUAUAUGGAUGUUUAACUUGUUACAUAUUUGUUUGCUUUACAUUUUGACACAAAAUUGGACAAAACACAAGCCAAAUAGCUAAAGGGUGAUUUCUGCUUUUGCUUUUUAUAUACAUUGCUGUGGUUUACGCAGUGCUAGAGUGUGCAUAAAAGUUUUCAAGGUUUAAAUGGAGAGCACAAGCGUAAAAUUAUAUUGAAAAUGGAGAUUGUGCUGACUUUGUAAGGAAACUUCAAAUUGGAAUUUUAUUUAUUGGACAAUACGUGAAGUUUGUUUAACAGUACAUUUGUGCUCUUCAGAUAUUAGGAACCACAUUAGAUGUUUUUUUUUUUUUAAAUGUAUUGUUUGCAGUGGAUUUUCUUUUUUUUUUUUGUUUUACCUUCAUUUUUAAAAAAUAUGUUGGUACGCCACUUAAUUGUAAAGAACACAGCUUUGCUUUUUGUUAUGGUUUACUACACUGUUAAGAUAAAGUUAAUUAUGUUUAAAAUACACUGUGAAUUAGUUGGAAUGUAGUUUAAAAAGUAAACAUUUCUGAAAGGUCUGAUUUAAUGACCUCCAAACAGCUCGUGUUCAGCCCAACUGUCUUUCCGAUUUACUUAAUUUAAGAUUAAUAAUAAAAUAAUAAGAUUGAUACACCAACUAUAAUAUUAUUAAAUGUUUGUAAUACAUACUCAUAUUGUUUGAGGUGCGCGUAUCUUCUAGUCCAGCAAAACCCACCAUUAUUCUCUUUUCACUCAUGGUCAACAAAAAACAGGCUCCCCGAUGGCCCAGAAGAAUCUGGUUUUGAACCCUCUGCCAGCUACUGCAAGGCCAGCCCUGGAAGAUUCCACUACACCUGGAUCUCCUCAGACAGACGAGAGGGACUCUCGGGCACCCAGAACCAGACAGACUCCAAUUCUGUUCGCUUUAGGGCUCUCAGACGCGGUCGUAGUUACACUGCAAAAUGCAAGGGCCUCCUCCACAAGGUCGUAUGCCUACAAAUGGAGGUAUUUUCAAGAUCGGUGUCUGACCAAGGGUCAUGACCCUAUCUCAUGCCCUAUAGCAACUAUUAUGGAAGUGAGUAAAUCCCUCUGUACGCUGGAAGUGUACCUGGCAGCCAUAUCUGCAUGCCAUGUCUCAGUUGACUCGGUGUGUCCCCAGGUGCCCAUUUCCUGAUGACCCAUUUUCUUAAGGGCGCUCAGCGGUUAUGUCCACCUAGAACGGACAUCCUCCCUGAGUGGAGUCUAGACGAUGUACUGGAGGCUGUCACUAAGGCCCUGUCUGAGCCUAUACCUCUCUAUGAAGAGCGCCUUUUUGUUAGCCAUCACCUCCGCCAAGUGGGUCACUGAGCUACAGGCUCUGUCUGUGCACAGCUCCUGUAUGCGCGUCUGGGACUACGGAAACGGUAUUGUUACGUACAAACCCCACAUUCCUCGCUAAGGUGAUUACGGCUUUUCACUUGAAUAAGUCAGUGGAGCUAGAGGCUUUCCAUCCCCUCCUUUUUCUUCGGAGGAGGAUCAAAGACUAAUCUCCCUCUGCCCGGUUAGGGCAUUAAGAUGUUAUGUUGACAGGACCCUCAGCUGGGCUACCCCGCAUGCUUUCACCAAGUUCUACUGACGUAAUGUGGUAGAUCCCUCUAUGCCUUCAUUAGGCACAAGGGUCCUUGAGGUUGCACACUCGCACUGCUAACCAUGGUUUUGCAGUCUUGAGACGUCCCUCGUCUCCACUCACACUCCCUCGUGACGGCUUUGGUAUACUUUUCCCAAAAGUAUUGUUGAUGGUCGUCUUCGAAUUGAAAGGGAACAUUAUGUUACGGAUAUAACCCUGGUUCCCUGAAAGAGAAGACAACCACCAACCUGCGAGGUCGCAUCGGUUGCCUUCACAGGUUCGAUGCAAAAGAGGAAGUGAGCUCCGUGGAGGGGUCUAUCGGCAGCUCUGACAUAAAAUGCUCAGUGAAUACCUGACCUGUGGCAGGCAUAUCCCCAGGAACCAGGGUUACAUCCGUAUCCUAAAGUUUAGGUGCCUUGACCACUCAGGCGGUUUGCUAUAAUACAGCCCGGAAAAAGUCUGCAGAAUCAUCACAGCGUGUUGCAUAUUACACAAUAUCGCUAUCACACUGUGACAGAGAUCAAAUGGUGCUUGGUGUUAGAUCUCCCUCUCGACCUGUGAGGACACUGUGUAACGGGAACAGAGUACCCUUAACUAAAUGGCACGACAAUUUAUUCCGUAGGGUAGGUGGAAGUUGGUCAUUUAGGAAAGGGGCACAGCUACGGUAUCCAAACUCAAUGACCCAGACGGUAAACGGUGUGACAUCUGAGGUUUGGCGGAGUGGAUGCGCUCGCUAACCGAGGGGUCAUGAGCGAGGAUAUAAAUAGGGGUCAUAGUUGACGUGAUCUGUUCCUUGGUAAAUGGUUAGUGUUGAAAACCUACAAUGAGUCUGUGUGCUGUAUUGUGAACCGUGAGUUUUGUCUUGUGUUUGUUAGUGUUGUUAACUGUCGUCUGUUUUUAAUAGACUACCAGUUGCAUGAUCCGGAGCCAGCAUAAACCCUGACAUCACUUUCACCCCUGCAUUUCACAGAAAACUGUAUUACACCACUUGCACGUAUUCACUAUCACUGAGAACUGUGUUUGUUUUGUGUUUAGUGUUGGUGUGUAAAACUGGACUUUUGGUUACGGGUCAAACCCGGGGAUUUACAAAUACACAGUGAUACAUGCCGCUGUAUCACUCCAACGUUAUUAUUUACAGGUGUUUGCCAUAAGGCUCUGGACAUUGUUAAUUAAAUCAAUAAACACCCUUGCACCUUGAAA